Messenger RNA from Xiphophorus maculatus (southern platyfish), 1479 nucleotides. Its product is annotated as natterin-3-like. Lineage: Eukaryota; Metazoa; Chordata; Actinopteri; Cyprinodontiformes; Poeciliidae. The transcript has 4 exons. The coding region runs from base 134 to 1336 and encodes 400 amino acids. The record is from RefSeq and is a predicted model, not a curated record.
AAACAAACCUGCAGGUUUAUUUCACCCACUGAAAAAACCAAGACCUGAGAACUCGUCAGCUGGUCAACGACUCUUCAGCAAAUCAGUUUCUGCUGUUGCUCUGCUGCUCUGAAGUCGACCAACACGGACAGAAAUGUUGCCGUUGCUGUUGCUGCUGGUUGCGUCCUCAUCCAGUGCUCAGCAUGUGGAGAGGAACCAGCCACCAGAUGAAAACGUUUCCUUCCUGAAACCAGAUCCAGCAGAUGAUGUUGCUAAGAUCAGAGCUAACGUGUCUGUCUCAAUAAUCCGACGUGUUCUGACUUCUGCUCCGUUCAGACAGAAAAUCCCAGUUAACUCGACGCUCCCAGAGUUCGGUAGUACAGGAAAACUGCAAUGGGUGACAUGGAAUGGUUCCCCUCCAAAUGGAUUCGUUUCCAUUCAGAACAGCUACGCCGAUCGAAUCGACUACAUCUGCAAAGUCGGAUGUCAUUCUGGGUUUUACAACCCCAGCAAAGGCUCUUACUGCCACUACCCCAAUAAAAAAAAAGAGCAUCGUUCCUCCAGCUUUCAAAUCCUUGUGAAUGAAGAUAAUUUUGAGAUCUUGCAGUGGAAGGAAGGUUCUUAUGGUUCUGUUCCACAGAAUUCAGUCAGAACCUGCUCCAGUGAGGAAAUGUAUGUAGGGAAGAACAAGUACGGACUGGGGAAGGUUGAUCCGAAAGAUAAAUGUUUUUAUCUCCCCUGGAAGGGGAAGGAAUAUCGGUACAAGAAGAGCUAUGAGGUUCUGACCCACAUGAAGGCUGAAGAUAAUCUCAUCUCUGAUGUCAAAUAUCACACAAAUCAAGCUAAAAUAUUGAAAGAACCUCCAAAAACCCUCCAAAGCUCUACUACUACCAACCAGGACCUCAAUCCUGUGACAAAAACAGUUUCUCUGACUAAGACAACCACAGAUGAGAGACAGUGGGACAUCAGCUCCUCCAUCACUGCCGGUGUAAAAACGUCCAUCACUACAGGAAUUCCCUUCAUUGUGGAUGGAAAUAUUGAAAUCAAUGCAGAGACGACUCAUACGUUCUCAGGUGGAAAUACCUGGACAGAGCAGAUCUCCCACUCUGUGUCGAUACAGCUUACCGUACCACCAAACCACAGCUGCACAGUAAAGAUGGUUGGUUAUCAGUACAAGAUGGACGUUCCCUUCACCGCCGUCCUCCAGCGAACCUAUGAAGACGGAGAGACCAGAUCAGUUACCAUCUCUGGAAAUUAUCACGGAGUCCAAGUUGGAGAAAUUAGGGCCGAGGUGGAAAGGUGCAAACCUUUGUCCGGUUCUCAAGCCUUUCAAAACAAAAUACAGGAAGCAAACUGAGAAACUAUAACGCAUAGCUAGUACAGCUUUACCAGGCAUUUGAUUUAGAGCUUCAGCUUCAUUUAUGCUUUUUAAUUCAGACUAUAAAUGUAAUCAGUAGGAGUGUAACUGUCACACAGAAUAUUUCUGGUACAUUUCAGACC